AUGAAGAGAAAAACAUACAAGAGGGAAUAUGAGGUCGAAUCUAUUGUAGAUCGUAGAUUUGAUGAACAAACCAAAUCCUAUCUCUAUUAGAUCAAAUGGAAGGGCUACCCACAUUCUCAAAACACUUGGGAACCUAUUGAACAUUUAUAAAAUCCCCAUGUGAAAACAAUGGUGAAAGAGUUUGAUUAAGCCAGAGAGACUGGUUCUUCCAAAAAAUAAAUUAAUUUAGAACUCCUUAAACAAUGUUUGCUAAGGAAACUCACAGAGUUUUUAAUUAAAAAUGCCCCUCAAGAAAAUGAUUUACAGGAAAUUAUUUUAAGUGAUUUCGGCAUGUCAUCAAACGAAAACAACUCUAAUUUUAUAAUGCCUAAAUUUAAAGAGGAUACCAAAUAGACCAAUAAAAAAAUCAAUCAAUAGUUCUAAAAUGCUAUAAAUUCUUUAAAUUCCAAUUCUUGA
Paramecium octaurelia is the source of this 456-nucleotide messenger RNA. NCBI's taxonomy places the organism in Eukaryota, Ciliophora, Oligohymenophorea, Peniculida, Parameciidae. The record is from the annotation of a GenBank genome assembly.